AUGCAUAGGGAUUUUGUAAAUAAAAACAAUAAUAGCCAAAAUCAAGGAAAUACUAGAUUUCAGGGCGAAAGUCAAAAUAGUUCUGUCCAACAAAUACAGUCCACAAAUACAAAUCAAUUACAGUCCACUAAUAUCGCAGGUCCGUCUGGUGUUGUUCAGUCACAUCACACAUCAGUAGCUAAGAAAGUGAUGUUGGCUACAGCUUGGGUCAAUAUAAUUAGUUGUGGUUCCUAUUACAAAGUUCGAGCACUCAUAGAUCCUUGUUCGGAUGAAAGUUUUGUUUCUCAGAGAAUACAAACUGUAUUGAAGUUGCCCAAUAAGCCAGUUUCCGCAGAAAUUACUGGUUUAGGAGGAGAAUUAGUAAGCAAAUCUUCAAAGAUUGCGAACUUUAUAAUUGUUUCUCUGUUUGAUCAAAAUGUAUCUCUAAAUAUUCAGGCUUUAGUAGUUACUCGUGUAACAGGAAAUGUACCUACACAUACAUUUAAGCCUCCAAAGAAUAUAGAUUUGCCCAAUCUGAAUUAUGCUGACCCCAAGUUUUAUGAAAGCAGUGAAAUAGACUUAUUGUUAGGAGGUGAUUUGUAUCCCCUAAUUCUUCGUGAUGGAGUUCAACAUGGAAUUUUCGAAUCUUUAGUGGCCCAAGAGACAAUUUUUGGCUGGAUUGUCACAGGCCCAACUCCAAGUAAUGAUUCCUCACGUUUUUCAAUAACCAAUUAUAUGACAAAAGUUUCCAUUGACGAUCAGUUAACAAAGUUUUGGGAGUUAGAAGAAGUUUCUCGUAGAAAGAUUUUAUCAGAAGAGGAUAAAAAAUGUGAAGAGAUCUAUCUUUCUACUUCCACAAGAAAUUCUGAAGGAAGAUAUAUAGUUUGUUUGCCCUUUAAAGAUACUUUUUCGUCACUUGGCCCAAAUCGUCAUAUUGCUCUCAGUCAAUAUUUAAGAAAUGAAAAGGUUUUAAUGCGAAAUCCUGAAUUUAAGGCUCAAUAUGAUGAGGUUUUAAAAGAAUACAUAGCUUUGGGACACAUGGAGAAAAUUGAAAAUUCAGAAAGUAGUCCGAGUUAUUAUUUACCUCACCAUGGAGUUUUUAAGCCUGACAGUACCACCACAAAGUUAAGAAUUGUUUUUAAUGCUUCAAGCUCGUCUUCUAAUGGUAACAGUCUUAACGAUUUGCUGUUUGUAGGCCCUAUAUUGCAAGCUGAUUUAGUAGCCCUAAUUCUAAAAUGGCGACUCUUUCAGUUUGUCUUUAAUGCAGAUAUAUCCAAAAUGUAUCGACAAAUUUUAUUAAAAUCUGAACAUAGACAGUAUCAGAAGAUAGUUUUUCGUAGUCCUAGUGAAACCCAAAUCGAAGAUUAUCAGUUGAACACCGUCACUUUUGGCGUUAAUUGUGCCCCCUUUUUGGCCCUUAGAACGCUUUUACAGUUAGCUGACGAUGAAGAACGAUGUUUUCCGCUAGGCUCAAGAAUUCUUCGUGAGUCAAUGUAUGUUGAUGAUGCUCUUGUUGGAGCUCAUUCGAUCCCUGAUGCUUUGGAGGCACGAGACCAAUUAAUUGGUAUAUUGGGUACAGCUGGGUUUGAGUUGAGAAAAUGGGCCUCAAACUCUAAACAAAUUUUAAAAAAUUUGCCCCAAGAACAUCUUCUUAACUCUUCUUUUUUGUCGCUCGAUGAUAAAAGUAAUGCUAAAACACUCGGUGUCCGUUGGAAUGCGGCAGAAGAUUACUUUUAUUUUACAACUGAGAAGAUUAAGUUCAAAACAGCUUAUACAAAGAGGGAAGUACUCUCAAUUAUAGCAAGGCUAUUUGAUCCAGCAGGUUGGUUGGCCCCAGUGAUUAUAACAGCAAAGAUUUUGAUGCAGCAAAUGUGGCUCGACAAAAUAGACUGGGACGAACAUAUAAAACCUGUGGCUCUACAAAAAUGGAAGACAUUCAUUUCUAAUUAUAAUGAGAUUGAUACAAUUAAACUUGAUCGUUGGGUUCAAUAUACGCCUAGUUCUUAUAUUGAAUUUCAUGGCUUUUGUGACUCUUCUGAGUUAGCUUACGCAGCUACACUAUAUAUACGUAUUGUGAAUGGUGAUAAAGUUUAUGUAAAUCUACUAAUUGGCAAAACAAAAGUGGCUCCAGUUAAAAGGCCAUCUUUGCCGCGUUUAGAGUUGUGUGGCGCAGUUCUUUUAGCCAAUUUAGUAAACAGCGUAAUCCCCAAUUUCAAAUUGCAUACGUAUAAUUUAUAUUUGUGGUCCGAUUCGACAAUAGUUCUUGCUUGGUUACGAAAACCGCCAUGUAAUUGGAAAACCUUUGUUGCAAAUAAGGUAGCAACAAUAUUAGAAAAAGUAGGAAACAAAAAUUGGUUUCACGUAGCUUCUAAUCACAAUCCUGCCGAUCUAGCAACCCGGGGGCUGAUACCUUCGGAUUUAAGAGAAAACAAACUUUGGUGGCAUGGUCCUGAUUGGCUCAGAUUAAACAAAUCGUCGUGGCCCGAAGGUCCAUUAGAAUUCGAAACAGUAGAAGAAUCGAAACAAGUGCAAGUUAAUAUUGCUAGAUCCGCUGAACGAGAAGAUAUACUGGACCGUUUCUCAAGUUUGCCCAGAGCAUAUCAUUCGCACUUUUCUGAUGAGUUUAGUUGUCUGUCAUCGAAAAAGAAAAUUGACUCUCGUAGUCCUUUAUUAACGCUUAUGCCUUUCUUAGACAAAAAUGGUAUUAUUCGUGCUAAUGGUCGUCUUGGCUCUACAAAAUGUUUGUCAUACAAUGAACGACAUCCCGUAAUACUUGCAUAUACUAGUAGAUUAGCACGACUUUACGUUGAGUUUGUCCACAAUAUGGUCUUACAUGGAGGCCCUCGUUUAGUCCUAAAUGUCGUACGUCAGGAGUGUUGGAUUAUAAAGGCUAAAAAUCUAAUAAAAACGGUCAUCCACAACUGUAAAAUCUGCGUUAUACAUAGAAAAAAGCUUCAAAAUCAGAUCAUGGCAGUGCUACCUGAAGAAAGAACUACUUUAAGUCGCCCUUUUACUAACACAGGUGUUGAUUUUGCCGGCCCAUUUGAAAUCAAAAGUUUCACUGGUCGAUAUUGCCGUAUCACUAAAGGCUACGUGUGUCUAUUUGUUUGUUUCUCUACUAAGGCGAUUCACAUUGAGGCCGUUAGCGAUUUGUCCACUCCUGCAUUUCUAGCAGCUUUGGCUCGAUUUGUUGCUCGUCGUGGUUGCCCUAGUCGCAUUUUCUCUGAUAAUGGAAGGAAUUUUGUUGGCGCUGCAAGAGAACUUGAAAAUAACUUCGAAAAACAUAUAGAAGAAUUACGUGAUUCGGCAGUAGAAAAAUAUGGUCAUCAACAUCUUGAGUGGCACUUUAUUCCUGCAGCAGCUCCUCAUAUAGGAGGACUGUGGGAGGCAGGAGUAAAAAGUUUGAAAAUGCACUUUAAAAAGUCAGCUGGACAAAUGAAAUAUACGUUUGAAGAGUUUUCGACACUUUUGGCAAAGAUAGAAUCGUGUCUCAAUUCGCGUCCUCUUGGCCCUACGUCCGACAGCAUCGAUGAUUUGCCCGCUCUUACUCCUGGUCAUUUUUUAAUAGGCUCUGCUAUUCUUACUCCUGCUGAACCUGAAGAGCUUAGCUCGCCAAUUAGUAUAGUAAACCGUUGGCGAAAAAUCAAAGCAUUGCAGCAAGAAAUUUGUCACCGUUGGAAAGACGAAUAUUUAAAAGAGUUGCACAAGCGUAAUAAAUGGAAAAGUCCCCAAAUAGACUUAAAAGAAAAUGACCUCGUUGUUCUUAAAAGUGAACCUUGUUGUCCAACUGAAUGGCGCUUAGGUCGUGUUGUAAAAGUUUAUCAUGGUUCUGACGGUAAAGUUCGAGUGGCUGACCUUAAAACUCAAAAUGGCGAAAUCACUCGACCGAUACACAAAUUAGUUUUACUCCCUAAUUGCACUGAUUAA
Molecule: messenger RNA, 3906 nt
Organism: Lucilia sericata (common green bottle fly)
Lineage: Eukaryota; Metazoa; Arthropoda; Insecta; Diptera; Calliphoridae
Exons: 2
Coding region: 1-3906 (1301 amino acids)
Biological process (GO): DNA integration
Molecular function (GO): nucleic acid binding
Source: RefSeq, a predicted model, not a curated record